This is a messenger RNA of Rotaria sordida, 2310 nucleotides long. NCBI's taxonomy places the organism in Eukaryota, Metazoa, Rotifera, Eurotatoria, Philodinida, Philodinidae. The record is from the annotation of a GenBank genome assembly.
AUGACGAAUAUAACUGAUACAUCAAUUUCCGAAUUAACUCAUCGUUUACCAACAACUGUUAUUCCAUCACAUUACCAAUUAUAUAUAGAUGUUGGUCAACUUGAACAAUAUCUUUUUCAAGGCACUGUUGACAUCGAUAUUCAAGUCAAUGAAAAUAUAAAUAAAAUUAUAUUAAAUAGUGUUGCUUUAAAUAUAACAAAAGUUCAAUAUCAAGAAAAUAAUUCAGUUUCUUCUAUUGUUAAUGGUUUACCUGAAUUCAAUGAAGGAUAUGAACAAGUAACAAUUAAAUUUACUCAAACAAUUAAUCCAGGAAAUGGUCGUCUACAUAUAGAAUUUAAUGGUAUUAUAAGUGAGCAACUUCAUGGAUUUUAUCGAACAAAAGAUAAUAAUCAAAUAGGUGCAUGUACACAAUUUGAACCUGGUUAUGCUCGUCAAGCUUUUCCUUGUUUUGAUGAACCAUUAUUUAAAGCAAAAUUUACUAUUAGUAUUCGAGCACCAAAACAUUUAACCACAUUGAGUAAUAUGCCAAUAAAAUCACAACGAAAUGAUGGAGAUCAUACAUGUAUUUAUGAAUUUGAUACAACACCAAUUAUGUCAACUUAUUUAGUUGCUUAUGUUAUUGGAGCUUAUGAUUAUGUCGAAACACAUGAUUCGAAUAAUGUACAGAUUCGUGUUUAUACACCAGUUGGUAAAAAAGAACGAGGAUUAUUUGCUUUACAUACAACUGCUAAAAUUCUUCCAUUCUAUGCUGAAUAUUUUGGUAUUAAAUAUCCAUUAAGUAAAGUUGAUUUGAUUGCAAUAGCUGAUUUUGGUUCUGGUGCUAUGGAAAAUUGGGGUUUAAUAACAUCUCAUGAAACAUAUUUACUUGUCGAUAGUCAAAAUACAACACAAGAAACUAAACAAGAAGUUGCUCUUAUUGUUGCUCAUGAAUUAGCACAUCAAUGGUUUGGAAAUUUAGUUACAAUGGAAUGGUGGAAUGAUUUAUGGCUUAAUGAAGAUAAUUUUGCUACUUGGAUUCAAUUUCUUGCUAUUGAUCAUGUUUAUCCUGAAUAUGAUAUUUGGACACAAUUUGUAUCUGAUAUAUUAGCUACAUGUAUGAUUCCAGAUGCACUUUAUAAUAGUCAUCCAAUUGAAAUACCUAUUAAAAAACCAACUGAUAUUAAUGAAAUAUUUGAUGAUAUUACUUAUGAAAAAGGUUCAAGUGUAAUCCGUUUACUUCAUGCAUAUAUUGGUGAUGAAGCAUUUCGUAGUGGUUUACAAAAUUAUCUUGCUGAAUAUGCAUAUAAAAAUACAAUAACAGAAAAUCUUUGGUCACAUUUAUCUCAAACAUCAAAACGACCUCAUUUAUCUGAUAUACUUUCAACAUGGACAAAACAAAUGGGUUAUCCACUUCUUAAUGUAAGACAAGAACAACAAGGAAAUAAUCGAUUAUUAACAAUUGAACAAACACGUUUUCUAGCUGAUGGAACAAUAGAUGAUAAAUUAAAAUGGAAAAUUCCAAUAAAUAUUUGUACGAAAUCAAAUCCAAAUGAACCUAUUCAUCAAUUAUAUUUAGAUGAAGAAAAAAAACAAGAAUUUGUACUUGAAAAAGUAACAGAAACAGAUUGGAUUAAAUUAAAUUUAUUUAGUGUUGGUAUCUAUCGUGUUAAUUAUCCUCAAUCGAUGCUUGAUGCUUUAAUACCAGGUAUACAAGAUCAUACACUUUCUCCUCAAGAUCGUUUUGGUAUUCAAACAGAUGUUUAUGCAUUAGCACGUUCUGGUCAUAUUAAUUAUGUUGAUUAUUUAAGAUUACUUCGUCAUGCAUAUAAACAUGAAGAUAAUUUAACUGUUUGGAAAUCUAUAUUAAAACAAUUAACUGAUCUUAAUUCAAUAAUCGAUUAUGCUCAUAUUGAUAAUAUAAAAAAAUAUUUUCAAACAUAUAUAUGUGAUCUUUUAUCAAAUAUUUAUAAUAAAUUAGAAUGGGAUCCAUUACCAAAUGAAGGUUUACAAGCAGCUAUGCUUCGUGAUCUAAUAUUAAUACAAAUGGGUAUUAAUGGACAUAAUAAAACACGUGAAGAAGCACAUAAACGUUUUCAAAUAUUAUUGAAUAGUAAUAAUCAAAAUCAUCAUUCAAUUAAUCCAAAUAUUCGUGCAGGAAUUUAUUUAACUGUUGCUAAAACAGGAAAUCAAGAAAUAUUCGAACAACUUAAAUCACUUUAUCGUAAAGCUGAUACACAAGAAGAAAGUAUUCGUUUAUUAACUGCACUUUGUCGUUUUGAUGAUGAAAUGAUUCAACGUCAAGCUCUUGAAUAUAUUUGGAAUAGAGUAUAA